Molecule: messenger RNA, 1195 nt
Organism: Tarenaya hassleriana
Lineage: Eukaryota; Viridiplantae; Streptophyta; Magnoliopsida; Brassicales; Cleomaceae
Product: protein EXORDIUM-like 3
Exons: 1
Coding region: 57-1073 (338 amino acids)
Source: RefSeq, a predicted model, not a curated record
CUAAAAAAAAAAAAAAAAAAAAAAUCCUCCCUUCCAUAUUUUUCUUACAAAAAAACAUGAUGCGUGUUCGGGUACUACUCAGCCUAACUGUGGUAACGGUGUUGCUCACAUCUCCACCGUCCGUGAUCGGAUGGAGGCCGUGGCCCCACCAAACCAACGGCUCAGAUCAAAUCUUGAGCGGGUCCAAGAAAUACGAAGGCUCGUCGGAGCUCGUCCACCUCCGUUACCACAUGGGUCCCGUUCUCACCACCAACAUCACCGUACACCCAAUCUGGUACGGCACGUGGCAGAAAUCCCAGAAAAGAAUCAUCCGUGAGUUCAUCAACUCAAUCUCAGCCGUUGGAUCUAAACGCCCCUCCGUCGCCGGAUGGUGGAAGACCGUACAGCUCUACACCGACCAAACCGGCUCCAACAUUACCGGUACGGUCCGGUUAGGCGAAGAGAAAAACGACCGGUUCUACUCUCACGGCAAAUCCCUCACCCGGUUAUCGAUCCAGUCCGUUAUAAAAUCCGCCGUCACGGCGAAAUCUCGGCCGUUACCUGUGAACGCAAGGAGUGGUCUCUAUCUCCUCCUCACAUCUGCUGACGUGUACGUUCAGGAUUUCUGCGGGCAAGUCUGUGGGUUCCACUAUUUCACUUUCCCAUCGAUCGUAGGGUUCACACUUCCUUACGCCUGGGUUGGGAACUCGGCGAAGUAUUGUCCAGGUGUGUGCGCGUAUCCUUUUGCCGUACCGGAUUAUAUCCCGGGGUUAACGCCGUUAAAGUCGCCUAACGGAGACGUUGGAAUUGACGGCAUGAUAAGCGUGAUCGGUCACGAGAUUGCCGAGCUGGCGACGAACCCGUUGGUGAACGCCUGGUACGCGGGUCCGGAUCCGGUGGCGCCGGUGGAAAUAGCGGACUUGUGCGAGGGUAUUUAUGGAACUGGAGGUGGUGGGUCGUACAUGGGACAACUAAUGAACGAUCGCGAUGGCGCCACGUAUAACAUGCACGGCAUCCGACGGCGGUAUUUGGUUCAGUGGGUCUGGAACCAUUUUGUUAAUUAUUGUACUGGCCCCAAUGCGCUCGAUCAAUAAGGGUAGUUUUGUCUUUUUAUUUGUUUCGGGAUGCGGCUUGUUGGGGUUUUCCAUAGCAUGUUAGUAAUGUUAGUUUUAACUUUUGUUAAAAUUUAAUGAUAUUAUUUAUGCAUUAAUGUAUA